CUCUGUAGUACCCGUUAGAGUCUUGAUGGAUAGCGGCAGUCAACGAAGUUAUGUAGCUGAAUCAUUGAAGCAGAAGUUGGGUCUUGUUCCUGAUAAGACUGAGGUACUAAAUCUAAAUACCUUUGGUGACGACAAAUUUCGAAAGCAACGAUGUGACCAAGUACGACUGCGACUACAGGGUCAGACCAAGGACAUUGAAAUCUCGGCACUUUGCUUUCCCAAGAUCUGUUCUCCACUGUCAAUGACAUUAGAUAUCGAGCGUUAUCCACAUCUAGAUGGUUUAGUUCCGGCCGACCAAAGCAUACUGGACGAUUCCGCCCCGGACAUUGACAUUUUGAUUGGCUCUGAUUACUAUUUUGAAGUAAUUAUGGGAGAAAUCCGACGAGGGGACAACGGUCCUGUUGCAGUGCAAAGUGAGUUUGGCUGGCUGAUCUCAGGAAAUGCUCAAGCAUUGAACACCGGAAAUAACGAGACACAGACAAAUCUCAUGUUAGAACAAUCAGAACAUACCUACCCUGCCGAUCUCUUCAUGAAAGAGAACGAAGAUGAAUUAACGAAUGCUGUUCGAAAGUUUUGGAACACAGAGUCUGUUGGAAUUAUCGAGCCAGAUGAAUCAACCGAAAGUGAAUUUCUGAGAGGAGUACAAUUUAAUGAAGUGAGCCAACGAUAUCAAGUGAGUCUACCGUGGAAAGAGGGAUGUCUACCGAUCGAAAGUGGUUUUUCAGCUUGUCUCAGUAGAUUACGACAAACUCAUUUUCGUUUGAAGAAGGACCCGGAACUUUUGAAAGAGUACUCUAAUGUUAUUAAGCAGCAGCAAGACCUGGGAAUUAUCGAGCGAAUUGCCGAAAAACCCGGACACGAUGAAUCCGCGCAUUACUUACCCCAUCAUGCGGUUGUGCGUCGCGAAAAGAGUUCGAAGGUUCGAGUUGUGUUUGAUGGGUCUGCCAAACAUGCUGAAUCGACAUUUUCAAUCAACGAAUGUCUCGAAAAGGGUCCCAAUUUGGUGCCUCAUCUUUUCGAUGUACUGGUCAAAUUUCGAGGAUAUCCAAUUGGAAUUGCUGCCGAUGUCGAAAAGGCUUUUCACCAGAUUGAAAUACAUCCUGAUGACCGAAAGAUGCUUCGAUUUUUAUGGUUGGACGACAUAUUCAAAGAACAUCCCGAGAUUGUUCAAUUUCAGUUUUGCCGCCUGGUGUUCGGGCUUACGCCGAGUCCGGCUAUUUUGUCAUCCCUUAUACAGCAUCAUUUAGAAAAGUACGAACAGAAAGAGCCAAUGGUCACCGCCUUGCUUCAAGAUUCGUUUUAUGUAGACGAUUUUGUUGGCGGUUCUACACAUGAUGGUCCGGCAAUUGAAAUUUACGAGAAGUCGAAUGAAAUCAUGAAAGACGGUGGUUUCGGGCUGCGAAAGUGAACAUCGAACUCGAGGGUGUUCCAAGAGAGAGUUGCCGCCGAAGAAAAGCAAAUCAAACCGUGUGAAGAAGCGAUAAAGAUUGUGAAACCCCUCGGGAGCGAGCGUACUGUCGAGAUAAUUGAAAAAUACGUAGAAUCGGGCGAAGAAAACGAAAGCGGGUUAAUGCCCUCUUCAAGCAAGUUUUAUCGAGAUAUUACAGAACCAGCCACAUUGGAAGACCAGUCGGUUUCUGACCCAUCAACAGAAGAUGAACAUUCUUCCGUUAAGAUCCUAGGAAUACCCUGGAACACUGAAAGCGAUGAAUUCGAGUAUGACUUAACUAAACUGAUAGACUUUGUCAAAACGCUUCCAUUGACAAAGCUCUCCGUGCUACGAUUAUCUGCCAAGAUUUUCGACCCGUUAGGUCUUCUAGCUCCGUUUACUAUCGUAAUGAAGUUGUUGUUUCAAGAGUUAUGCAUCGAUGGUACGAACUGGGACGAUCCGUUAGUUGGAAAGUUAUUAGAUUCUUGGAACCAAAUUAUCAACGAUCUUUAUGCCAUGAGAACCAUUAGAGUGUCACGAUGUUACUUCACUUACGCAAACAACGAUAGCUUGUCGUAUGAACUUCACGGGUUUUGUGACGCUUCGUCCAAAGCAUACACUGCGAUAGUAUAUUUACCGACAGUACAUUGCAAUAAGAAAACCGAAGUUUCCCUAGUCGCAUUGAAAACAAGAAUCGCUCCUAUUAAACGUCAGUCAAUUCCGCGUCUUGAGCUCCUAGGUGCUACCAUCCUCGCCCGUUUAGUAAGUUCAGUGCAAAGGGCUAUUUCAGCCUUGCCCCUUGUUCCCAAAGUUUUUCUGUGGACUGAUUCCCGUACUGUGUUAUGUUGGAUUAGAAACCACAAGGCGUGGAAACCGUACGUACAACACCGUAUUAGUGAAAUACGAAAGCUUACCGACAUAGAAUCCUGGAAGUUUUGCCCGGGAGAAAAGAAUCCCGCCGACCUACCCUCCCGUGGAAUUCGUGGAACAGAUCUAUUUGAGAAUGAAACUUGGUGGAAUGGAGCAGAAUUUCUUCAGUUCUCUAAGGAAAUGUGGCCAUCUGAACCAGGAACAACCGAAAUCGAGGAGAACGAGGCCAACGGUGAAAUGAUGAAACCAAAGACACCGCCUUCGAUUACGAGAUCAUUGAACAGUAUAUCGAAAACAGUUUUACCACCGAAUGUUGAAGCGGUCAUUGACUGUAAACGGUACAGCAGCCGUACGAGGUUGUUACGAGUUACAGCGUGGGUAAAGCGAUUCAUCAACAACGUGAGAAGGCGUCGUUCAGCAUCAGAUCUACUCACCGCCGACGAAUUGAAAACAGCAGAAAAACUCUGGAUAAAAUCGAUCCAAGCGAGCAGUUACAAGGACGAAGAGCAAUAUCUGUCUCAGGUCAACAAAAAAGAGCCUCUAUUAGUCAAGCAGUUGGGGUUGUUUCGAGAUCAAGAAAACAUUAUUCGUUGCCAUGGUCGAAUUGGUGAAUCGUCAUUGUCGUUGUCAGAGAAACAGCCGAUACUCCUUCCUCCGAAACACCAUUUUACCGACCUGAUUAUCCUGGAUCAUCACGAGACUGUUCAUCAUAACGAAAUCAAGGAAACCUUGAACAGCAUCAGAGAGAAAUAUUGGAUUGUAAGGGGACGGGAAGCAGUGAAACGUAUAGAAAGACGAUGCGUGCUCUGCAAGAAGUUGGAAGGGAUGUCAUUUAAUAUCCCCAAAUUUGCACCCCUACCACCGAGUCGAGUUAGUGAUGCACCCCCCUUUACAAAUACCGGAGUUGAUUUCGCUGGACCGCUUUUUGUCACGGAUCGAGCUUCACCCGAAACUGAGAAGACAAGCAAGGUAUACGUUUGUCUCUGGACCUGUGCUUCGACUAGAGCGAUACAUCUAGAACUGGUACCCAACUUAUCUGUGCCGACGUUUUUGCAAGCAUUUCGACGAUUCUCCGCGCGACGGGAGUUGCCAAUCAGGCUAUUGUCGGACAACGCUAAGACUUUUAAGGGCGCAGCUCACGAAGUCAAAAACAUUGUCCGGUCUAAAGAGAUCCAGCACUAUUUGGUUAACAAGGGUGUUACGUGGGAUUUCAUAAUUGAGAAAGCGCCGUGGCAAGGGGGCUUUUGGGAACGCAUGAUUGGGAGCAUGAAACGUUGUCUGAAGAAAGCAGUGGGACAAGCAUUGUUAUCAUUCGAAGAAAUGCGGACUGUAUUAACUGAAAUCGAAGCCACGUUGAACAACCGACCUUUGACCUAUUUGUACGAUGAUGAGCAAGGUAUCUCAUAUCCUCUUACACCCUUGUCCCUCAUCUAUGGUCGUACCAUCGCCACCACGCCGAAUGACAGGCAGUUUGAAAUCAACAGCACACAUCAAUCUCUCACUCGAAGACAGAAAUAUCAUAAACGCUUACUAAAUGAAUUCACGAACCAGUGGCGGAAAGAGUAUCUUCAGAGUUUAAGGGAAUCAUUGAGAGCUUCGAAAGGACCUGUUGGUAACAUGAUUGAUGUUGGAGAUAUUGUGGUUCUGAAGGAUGACAAGUCUGCGCAUGUGUUUUGGAAGUUAGCAAAGGUGGAGGAGUUGAUUCGAAGUCGGGACAACGUGGUGAGAGCAGCAAAGGUUCGUGUUGUCAACAGCGAUGAGGGAAGAUCGAUUGUGUUACGACGACCCAUACAGCACCUAAUACCGUUAGAGUUACCUCCUACAUCCGAGAAAGAAGAUCAAGUAUCCAAAGUCGAAGAACUCAGGUGCAUUAAUGCCUGGCUCCAAUUUCGUAAGGAGUGGGAAAAUAGAAAAAAUCUUUAAAAAUUAAUUAAAAAUUAACAAAAUACACUACGACUCUUAUUUUUGGGUGAGAUGUUGAAAAUCAACUGCCGAUAUUUUUUAACUAUUUGGUUUCCAUGGAAACUGGUCACGUGACAAGAUAUAGGCAGUGAUAAUGGAAAUUAACUUAAUGUUUAUAAACACGGCUUGCCGACUUACUAAACAUUCAUGGAUAUGUACAAAAAUAUUAUCACGGAACCUUUUACUCUUAUACUGCAAUGUGGUAAUUCGGAACUUAAACAUUAUGCCACAGAUAUGAAAAUAUUGCUGUGAUUACAACAAUGUCUCGCACAAUGUCAAUAUAAUUUGCACUAAAACGAUCGUUCCAGAUUACAAUGCUUACAAAUCUAAUUGUAGCACCAAAGUUGGCUGUACUCUGGACAAAAUCUACGUAUUAGCGACCAACAUUAACGUUGUCUUGUAAGUCGGCAAGUCCAACACGUUUUUUGCGUGAUGAAUUCGCGCUCGCCAUUAUCAUUAAUAUAAGCCCCUGCCGUGAAAUAAAAUAUUAUGAAAUACAAAUACACAAUGACUGAUAAACCAUUUACAACUAGUAAGUAGUGUAUUCAAAUAAUAUGCGAGGAACAGAGAGAAAAAUGUGUACAGAAGUACAAUAUGAUAAGUACAUAUUUUAGUUUAUAUAUUGAGAGAAUAUUCGACAGGAGUCUGAGUCUUUAUAUGAAAGGAUAUUAUAUUUCAACAACAACAUUUAUUGUGUCCUCAAGUUUUUAAGAGAAAUAUGUCACACUUAAACAACACCACCCCAAAAAGUUUGAACCAUCCAUAUGCUGAGUAGUUAUUUGUAUUUCAAAUAUUUUUCUGUGAGUGGGAAACUAAAGAGGAAUCACAAAUCGAUGUUGAAUAAUUGAGACAUGAAAUCCCGCAAUAGCGUUAUAUAUCAAAGUUCAAAGGUCGCCGCAUAUCACAUAAUAUGAUAUAUUAUACUAUACAACGGCCAAUUGUACAAGAAAAACUGAUAAUUUACACAUCCCUGCUGGUUGCUAUAAUCUAACAUAAUAUAAAAUAAUCCAACAGCUCAUAGUUAUUAAAUUUCAGUUUCAUUCGAACGGCAAAACGCAGUCAAACGGCAACACGCUGGAUAUGUUGAAUCGCGCGCGCAACUCGCGCGGACAUAUCAAGUCAGCGUGGGCAGAGCCAACAAGAGCCAGGCAUUAACCGGCCUGAGAAACUCAACUUGUAAAGCAACCGGAUCUCGUUGUUCCAGCCUCCAGGAAUGAUGCAAGACCGAGAAGAAACGCUGCUAUUAUUGGAGAAAUGUUAUGAAAAGCGAAUAAACAUUGAACGCUAUAAUUUUCAUAUUGUGUUAUUAUAUCAUUUAUGUACCAUAAAUGAUACCCCUCGGGAGUGUAAAGAAGAUAGGAAAACAUUAUGCAAUAAUUUUCUUUAGUUAAAGUGGAAACAUUCCAAAGUGGAAACAUUGUUGUUUUGUACGAACGUAUGGCGAACGUUUUGAAAGCCAGUGUCUGAACACUUUUAAGACUUUUAAAUCAUAUUUUUUUGUAUAUAUUUUAAGUAUUUUUGUUUAUUAUCAUUAAAAGAUAAAAGUCUAACACACUUUCCGUCACUAAUCCCUUUUGGCGUACCUGAUAAAACCCAUAACCUUUCUCGUUCAAUCUACGCGAAAAUGUGCGCUGACUUGCCAUUUGUAACGUGAGGCCACUUUCCCUUACAAGUGUUUUAAAAGUUACCUUCGAGUUUUCCUUCCUCGAUUUUUUCAGGCAUCUUAUUAAUUUUCUAACAGAUAGCGUGUCAACUUUUCUUGGGCGACCCUUGUUGCCUUUUAACUGUUUAGAUCUCAGUGCAGCUGGUUGUUGGUCUUCCCUCCAUAUUCUUGCUACUGAUGAUGGGCUUAUAUGACAUGUUCUCACGAUCUCCUUAUUCGAAAAACCCGAUUCCUUUCUAUAAUAAAGUACCAAAGCCCUUGUCUUUGCUGUGAUUCUUCUUGUGUAAACCAUCCUUAAAUGAAACUAUUUCUCAAAAUGCAUAUUAUUCAAUUUUAUUUUGUAGCCAGCCUCAUUUUAUAUACACAGGAUUCUCAUGAUUCAUAGUAACACACCCCACAUAUGACAUCAUAAUUAUCAACAUUACGACGCGCACGCUAGGUUUUCAAUAACUCCCAACGAAAUCAUGUAGAACACGCCACCCAAUAUAUGUAGAAAACACAUAACUAAUGCGUCUGUACAUUCUGAGUCAAAAUUAUAUAUGUACAUAAAUUUUAGUUUCAUUUUUAUAUUCGGACAAUCCUGGUAAAAAAUAUUGGCGCACUUGACACUGACUGUGUGAAAUUUGACUCCCACUUCAAUAACAAGCAUAGCAACCUCCCCUUUCCUCCGAUCAAUGUUGUUUGUUAGACGUCCAAGGUGUUACACAACAUUGAUUGGGGGGAUAGGGGGAUGUAUGAACAUGAAAUUUUGGAUAAAAUGCGGAAGUAUGUAUAUGGUAAUCAGAAAUGAAGUAAAGUUUAUGCUAUUUCAACUAAGUGUGCCAAGGAUUUUUGGCCAGGAUUGUAGUUUAUUAAAGCCAUAUAGCCAUGUUUGAAUUAAAAUUGUGCAGAAAUAUGUGCGUAUGGCACAGAUUCGCAUGCUGGGGAGUGCGUAAUUGGAACUGCGCAAAAAUAUUGUGGUUUAUUCUCAAUAUUGAAUUGUGUGAAUUAAUCACACAACUUUAGAAACAUACAUUUCUCUGCAAAAACAUGUUUUUGCCACUGUUCAUUUUAUUCAUGGCAUGCAUGCAUGUUUGGUGAGCAUGCAAAGAAGUGAUCUAAACUGAUCUUUCAGCAUGUUGUCUUAAAAUUGUAAAGAUAAGAUUCGUUUGCAUGAUAUACAGGCACUGUAAUAGUAUUUAAAAAAGCAUGCGGAAAUGCACAUAAUGAUAUGAUUGCGAGAGAUGUUUGCAAAUUAAUGCCUGCAGCUGGGUAACUCCUUGAUGAAGUGAUACAUGCAUGCAUGCAUGCACGCCGCAUGCAUGCACGCGCACACAGCACUAAGAUUAUAUGCAUGCACGACCAUACAUUAUAUACAUGCACGACCAUACAUUAUAUGCAUGCAUUAACCCCACUGAAAAUCUAAGUAUAAUCAUUUUAAAAUUAUUUUAAACGAUCAUUACAGGAUCAGAACUUUCCUGCCAUAGUUCCGCCAGAAUAUAGUGAUGCCAACCUUCGUUGGAGUUUCUCCGUGGUGAGAAUAGCGCAUCUCAUGCACAAGUUAAUACAAAAGAAGGUGAAACGAAUUCCACCUCCCAGCAACUCAAGCAAGAUCAUUUCGUCCUGGGUGACAGGUUUCAUUCAGCUUCAGAUCCACACUAUGCCAAUACCACAACAUUGAUUUGUGUAUUCAGGCUCCAACAAUCAAAACCAGCAUUCAGGAGUCUCAAAAUCACAGAAAGAACAUAAGGUGUUUAAGAAGUUCCUGCAUGCAGAGCUUUGAAGUGCACAUAGUAUACAAUUUUUUGAUGGACUAUUAUCAGAACAAAGAAAUUGUAUAUAGACAAAAGAGGACUUUAGAGACAUCAUUAGUGAAGGGAGAGAUAGUAACCUAAGUUUCAUAAUUCCAUGAUCGCGCACGACUAUAUGCAUGCUACUGGCUGGAUUCAAUUACUGUAUAUAUAAUGCUACAUUUACCAGCCAACUCAAAAAAGGUUUUCCUACAAAAAAAUAUUCAAAGCUUUAAACAUUGAGCAUGCAAAGGAUGGGAUUUUUAGAUUACUCUUGGGAAAUUUGCCUGGUGAAAGAGCUAUAGAGUAUGUGUAAUAAACAAUUGCAUGUAAAUAGGGUCUGGAGACAAUUUAAGUAGUUACCAUGCAAGUAAAUCCAAUGCUCCAAAUAACCCAUAUUAAUAUUUCUAUCGAUAUAUCUGUUCCUAUAUGCUCAGUGUUAAAAGGACAUGCAAUCUUUUUGUGAAUUGACAGUAUAUAUUAAUGUACCAUACCCAAUAUGAUGUUUCAUGACAUAGUUGGCUACUAAGACCAGAAUGCUUUGCUACUGUCUUGGUUAGAAACCCAGAAAAUACUGGAAAAGCAUACUGGUCUAAGGGAGUGGUCAUUAUUUAUGGGGUGGUAGGGGGUGGAUGAUUUUGAGGCAUGGUUACAAAAUUUUGAAAGUUGGUGAAGGAAGGGUUAUGUUGAUUCUUGACUUGAAGAAGGAGGGGUCACUAGAAAACCAGUCUUAAAAUAGUUUUGAUAAAUAAUUAAAAACAAAACAAAAUAAUUAAUCAAAAAAUCAUAAACAAACUUAACCAAUCGAAAUAAUACACUGUAGAUAAUGAAUAUAUUGUGUUAUUACAUGCAAAGCUGUAUAAAAUAAACAACUUUAGUCUCAUCCCUUAUAUUAUAUUUAUAAAACUCUAGCAUGCCAAAAUAAUAACAUUGGUCUUAUUUAAAUAAAUGAUUACAAAGCCCAGUCGAAUUGUAAUCAAGGUGGUUGGUAAUGAUACAUCCCAGGUCUUUUUCUUUUCUAAUGUGGACCAGCGUCGUAUUUCCAAGAUGGUAAUCAAAACAUAGUGGAUUGCUUUUUCGGGUUACUGUCAAUACCUUGCACUUUGAUGCGUUAAAACUAAUGUUGUUGUUAUGGCUCCAUAUACUCAGAUGAUUCAGGGAUUGUUGCAAGCUUUCACAGCUACCAAGACAGGAUAUGCUCUUGUAAAGUUUCGAAUCAUCAGCAUACAGUGCUGUCUGUGACAUAUCAGACACAACAUUAGGGAAAUCAUUGAUAAAGAUAAUGAAAAGUAUAGGACCAAGUAAACUUCCUUGAGGAACGCCAGAUGUUACAGUCGCCCAAUCGGAUGCUAGACCAUCUACAACGACUCUUUGAACACGGCCGUGCAGGUAGUCAGUGAACCAAUUUAACAAGUUUCCAUUUACCCCAUAUGAUUUUAGUUUGGUAAGGAGAAUAUCAUGGUCAACGGAGUCGAAUGCUUUGGCGAAGUCCAAAUAUAGAAUGUCUGUUUGGAUGUUCUUGUCCAAGCUCCUGCCGAUAGCGUGGAAAACAGACAGAAGUUGUGUCACACACGAUCGGUUUCUGAUGAAGCCAUGUUGUUCAUCAGCAAUUAGAUGGGAUAUAUGGUUGUACAGAUUGCUGCAUACAGAGCGUUCGAGAAUCUUGCUAACAAUCGACAACAGCGAGAUAGGACAAAAGUUCCAUUAAAUGUAAAUGCGGCAGCAUGGCGGCCGCAAUUUUUCGCUUGCUGUGUAUUUUAGUCUUUUUGAGAUUUUUAAUGGCAGAAAGAUGCUGUUUUAAAAUAAACCGUACUUCUACAAUCCUGUGUUUUGGAAUAUCUGGAUAUCUAACUGAAUCUGGUUUGUCUUGGUUGGAAGGAAAGCAAAUUCCUGUUUUCCCUUUCAAGUUUCGAGUCAUAUUAACUGUUGUGCAAUGUGCAUCGGUAUUUAAACAGAGAAAGCCGCUUAUGAAGGAAACAAAACGUGGUUGUAUGUGUUUUGCGUUACCGGAUAAACCAUUCCACUUUGAUAUUACAGUAACCCGGGUCCUCGAUUAGAAAUUUUGGGAAAGAAACAUGUUAAUUCUCAAGCUUUAGAGUCCCGCUCGACAUGCUUCGACGCUCUGGAUUUGCCAGUGAAAAUUAAGUAUUCAAGAACGGUUUUAUUUGGCUUUAAGAAUUCCAACCAGUGUGUUUGUAUUGAUUGUUGGUUAUUAUCCCGAUUGAAAUGUCUUGGUAUAAGAAGAAGACGUCGUUCAAGAGGGGGAAAGAAGCUUUAUAAGCCAUCGACGACAUCAACAUCGUGUAUUCAACCUGUUACUUCCAACUGUAGAUGUUCUGCUCAUUUGUAUUCAAAGCCCAACGGUGUCAAUUACUCUAACUUAAUUAACCUUCAACCAAAUGCAAAUCGAACUUCUCACAUUGUACCAAAUAAGAAACUCAACUUUAUAUCAAGUGUAAUCAAUGCAAGGUCUGUUUGCAAUAAGACUCUACUAAUUAAAGACCUUGUUGUAGACAAAAGAAUUGAUCUUUUGGGCAUUACUGAAACUUGGCUACAUCAGGAAGGCGAUGAUUCAAUUAUUGGUGACCUUUGCCCAACAGGUUACAAGUUCAUUCAUGUACCAAGGAGCAAUGGGACUGGUGGUGGUGUAGGGCUCUUGUAUAGACAAAGUGUCAGGGCGAGAUUGAGAUCUUGUGAACAUUCUUUCCGAUCAUUUGAAUAUUUGGAUGCUAGUUUCAUAAAUGUUGCAAAUGUUAGAGUAAUUGUUAUAUAUCGCCCGCCGGCUGUUGGACUAUCACCCGAAAUUUUCCUGGAUGAUUUUUCAACAUUAUUGGAAGAACUUAUUGUAUGCUCUGAAGAAUUGUUAAUCAUGGGAGACUUUAAUCUCCACAUAGAUGAUAUUGAGAAUACUCAAGCUGUUCGUUUUAUUGGUCUCUUGGACUCGUUUGGUUUGCAACAACACGUAGUGUCACCUACGCACGGAGGAGGUCACAUUUUGGAUCUUGUGAUUACAAGAGACGAUUGUGUGGCUUUGGAAGUGAGCAAUAUUUGUGUUCUGGAGCAGACUGUCUCUGACCAUAAGCCGAUAUGGUUUAAUCUCAAUCUUGAGAAGCAAUCCAAUCAGCGGAAAGCUGUUGUGAGUAGGCGACUUAAGAACUUUGAUUGUGAAUCGUUUAAUAUCAGAAUUUACUUCAUCUGGAUUGUUGAAUAUGGAUGACGACACAAGUCUUUCGGUGCUGGUAAAUAACUAUCAUACCGUUCUGUGUGGUAUCCUGGAUGAACUUGCACCAGUAAAAACUCGAUCAAUCAUUGUUCAUCCAAAUGCAUUAUGGUAUAAUGACGAGAUUGCAGAUGCGAAAAAGAAACGACGAAGGCUUGAACGUAAGUGGCGUUCAAAUGGACUUGAUUGCAAUAGAGCAAACGAUCUAGCUCAGUGUGAUGUUGUUAACAAAAUGCUACAGAGAAGAAUACUACUCAACCAUCAUACGUGA
Molecule: messenger RNA, 11184 nt
Organism: Paramuricea clavata
Lineage: Eukaryota; Metazoa; Cnidaria; Anthozoa; Malacalcyonacea; Plexauridae
Source: the annotation of a GenBank genome assembly